Messenger RNA from Colletotrichum higginsianum IMI 349063, 1326 nucleotides. Its product is annotated as Alternative oxidase. The record is from RefSeq and is a predicted model, not a curated record. Bases 1 to 1326 code for a protein of 441 amino acids. The transcript is spliced from 2 exons. NCBI's taxonomy places the organism in Eukaryota, Fungi, Ascomycota, Sordariomycetes, Glomerellales, Glomerellaceae.
AUGAUCACGUCCACAUCCAUGUCCCAGCUCGUCAAGUUUGCGGGCCCCUUCAUCCUGAUCCUCUGGUCCGUUUGGUACUUGGGCAUCUCCCGCCAGCAUGUCCAGUCCCUCACCCGCCCGUUCCGCAACCAGAGGGAGCUCUUCAUCAAGGACUUCCUCGAACACGAGAUUGACGGCCGCUUCGACGGCGCUGCCAUCGAGUCCCUAUGUGCCAGCAAGCAAUGGACCCCGGGCUUGAUAAUGAGCUGCGACGCCGUUCCGGGGGGCAUCGGCGACGUGCGAAACGCCCAUCUACAUUGCCUUCGCUUUGCGAUCGAGGCGGGAGCUGCGUUGAUAUUGCCCGAAAUCAUCCCUCGCUCCGAAGACGACAUCAAAUCCAUCAACGGGCGGCCCGGCGUAACUCUCGACUACUACUUCGACAUGGACCAUCUGCGCAACGUGCUCACGACGUACUGCCCACAGAUGAGGGUGUACGAGUCCAUGGACGACCUCUACAACGUGCCGGAGGCCAUCAGUGCUCUCCAGUUCAGCAUCGGCGACACCAACAAGAACUGGCUCUACGGCAACGUCAUGGCCGAGCCGGAAAACUGGCACCAGCAGUUCCACAAAUUCCUCGACGAGAAGCUGCCUGUCAAGGAGAGGACGAACCCGUUCCGCGUCCACCUGCAGCGCACGCAGUGGAUGUGGCCGACGGCCAAGGACAAGGCGCCCGUGGCGUCGUCGUUCGGCCGCAUGCUCCGCAUCCGACCGGACGCCCGGCGGCUCGCGGCGUCGGCGCUCUUCACGCUCGGAUCUCGCUUCCGGCUCAACCUCGACCCGCGCACGCGGUACCACCCGUCAAGCUUCGUUGGCGUGCACCUGCGCACCGAGGAGAACGUCGACGACAAGUACCCGGACUACACGACGCAGGCGGCCAACUACUUCCACUGCCUGUCCGAGUCCCAGUCGCACAUCGCCUUCCUCGCCACGGGCGCCACCCAGGACAACAUCACGGCCUUUGUCGACCGCGCCGCCGACUUCAACGUCACGGUCGUGACGAAGCUGGACAUCCUGGACGUCGAGGAGAAGACCGCGCUCGGGAAGCUGUCGUGGGACCAGCAGGGGCUCGUCGACUACGAGAUCAUGCUGCGCGCGGGCCUGGUGGCGGGUGUGAGCGCGAGCGGCUUCGCGUGGAACCUGGCCCUGAGGCGGUCGUACGCGUUCGGGGAGGGGCCGCGCAAGUCGCCCUCGUCGACCGCCGAGACGAUCGCGUGGAAGGACGACUACACGAUCCUGUACGGGAAGCACGAUAACGCCUUCGGCAUGAAGUCGACGAUAUGGCCAUGA